AAGCAUGAUAAGCAGGUCCACUAGUCCCCGAAAUACUCGGACCGCUUGUUUCAUCACACCUAUGGGCGCUUAAUACCCGUGGGAACGAACACUCUGGUGGUGGGCAACGCCCACCACCACACAUAUAAGUAGUACUCAAAGUAAGUAUUGUGUAAAACCGUUAAACGGCAAUCUUCACUAUCAUAUUCCUGCUAUACUCUUUGACAUUCACUUCAUUUAUGAAAAAUGCUGCUGUUGGCCAGCAUUUGCUCUCAGGCGCACUCUCUGGGUUUGCAGGAGCCGUCUUGUUACAGCCUCUGGACCUCUUGAAGACCAGGAUUCAACAAGGAGAUUGUGCUUUGAAUGCCCGCAAUACGACUGUCAUAUGGCGUAUGACAAACGACAUUCUUCAGAACCAGGGCAUGAAAGGUCUAUGGACGGGCACGGGUGCCACGUUGGUUCGCAACGUUCCAGGAGUGGCACUCUACUUUACGAGCCUGACUUAUCUGCGCUCUAUCAUGGCAAAGUCCCCUUAUUUCUCUGCACACCAGCGGCACAAUCUCGACAGCUCUAAAACCGUCCUUCCAAAACUCUCCAGUCAGGGCAACCUCAUAGCAGGCGCGACCGCUCGAGUUGGAGUCGGCUUUAUUCUCAACCCAUUUUCUGUCAUGAAGGCGCGUUUCGAGAGUGAGCUGCAUGCAUACCGUAGUUUAUCAGGCUCACUUCUUUCCAUCGCCCGUAUGGGACCGUCCGAACUUCUCCGUGGAUUUGUUGCAUCGUCGCUGCGGGAUGCACCGUAUGCCGGUCUGUUUGUCGUCAUGUACGAGAGUAUCAAACGCGAGACGACGUACUUCCUCCCAACCGCAUAUGCAGCAGGCAUACAUAGCUUUUCAGCUGCCUCUGCAGGUGCCAUAGCCACAAUGGCGACACAUCCAUUUGACGUCAUAAAGACGAAAAUGCAAGUUCGCUCAGAGGAGAGAUACCGUGGCUUUGCCACUACCGUCAUGAGGAUUUGGAAGCAACGUGGUGCAGCGGGUUUCUUCGAUGGCGCAUCUCUCCGUAUGUCUAGGAAGAUUCUCAGCUCAGCAAUUGGCUGGGCUGUAUUUGAAGGAAUGCUGAUCUUCUUGCAAACAUGACGAAUUAUUCGUUCCAUACAAUGACAUCCACUGAUACCAUUCAAAUGCGAAUCUAUAAGCCAUCAAGAGUACUGCUGUUGGAUGAACUUCGCGAUCGUUUGCAGUUGAAUAUUUGACGUUCCCUCGUAGAUCGCACCCUGUAGGGCAUCAUGCUAAAUAAUAGACACCAUUCGAUCAGAGGGGUACUCACGAUCUUCGAGUCCCUCCAGAAU
Molecule: messenger RNA, 1327 nt
Organism: Suillus paluster
Lineage: Eukaryota; Fungi; Basidiomycota; Agaricomycetes; Boletales; Suillaceae
Product: solute carrier family 25 member 38
Exons: 9
Coding region: 219-1115 (298 amino acids)
Biological process (GO): glycine import into mitochondrion
Cellular component (GO): mitochondrion; mitochondrial inner membrane
Molecular function (GO): glycine transmembrane transporter activity
Source: RefSeq, a predicted model, not a curated record